AUUUUAGGACUUUCUAAAUUCAUUGUAGUGAGAUAGAGAAGUUAUAAUAGUGCAAUGUGAAUUUUACGCAAUAAUUAAGUCGAAUGAACGAGUAACAAUGCUUGGAGUUUAAUCAAAAGAUUGUGUGAAAAUAUCUGUUUUAGGGCCCAAGAUCUGACUAACUGAAAGAACAGGUUGUGUAAAGUAUUAUAACGUCCUAUAUCACAUAAUUUGGCUUAGCAUCACAAAGAUGGGUAAACAAAAUAGCAAACUAAAGCCUGAGGUCUUAGAAGAUCUGAAGCAGAAUACGGAAUUUUCAGACGCCGAAAUACAAGAAUGGUAUAAGGGAUUCCUAAAAGAUUGUCCCAGUGGUCACUUAUCUGUAGAAGAAUUUAAGAAAAUAUAUGGGAAUUUCUUCCCGUAUGGAGAUGCCAGUAAGUUUGCAGAGCACGUGUUCCGGACAUUCGACGCGAAUGGAGACGGCACGAUAGACUUCCGAGAGUUUCUCUGCGCGCUGAGUGUCACCUCGCGCGGGAAACUGGAGCAGAAGCUCAAGUGGGCCUUCUCCAUGUACGAUCUCGACGGCAACGGGUACAUCUCGCGGCAAGAGAUGCUCGAGAUUGUCACUGCCAUUUACAAAAUGGUGGGGUCCGUCAUGAAGAUGCCGGAAGACGAGUCUACGCCGGAGAAGCGCACCGACAAAAUAUUCCGGCAGAUGGACCGAAACAAGGACGGGAAGCUCUCGCUCGAAGAGUUCAUAGAGGGCGCCAAAAGCGACCCCUCCAUCGUGCGGCUCCUGCAGUGCGACCCGCAGUCCCAGUGAUACCCUCGAUACUAAACCUCGCGAGACCACCCGCUCCUCACCUACCCACAAUGUUAGUAUAAAUAUCACUCCUAUAACCAUGCUUGUAAGAGCUAGUGCGCGGCGUAUAAGUGAAGUCUACAGAUUCUUGUCCUGUUGCUUGGCUGAGAAUGUACAGCUGCUUCAAAUAGGGAUUACGAGGACAAUGUUUACGUUAUCAUUCAUAGGUUAUGGUUCAGGAUUUUCAUUUCAAGUGGGCUACUUUCGUACGGUUCGGGAGAGGGUCCCUUUAAUGUUCUCAGCUAUUCAGCUAUUCGUAAAAUUUAAUUAAUGUAAGAUUGCAAUAACUUGAAAUUCUUGGUACAAAAUAACGACGAAAUUAUAAGCAAGAUAAUAAUGUAUAGUUGGAUCCUGAAUUGUUGAGUUUGUAACGGAGUUUUCCCUGACUUGUUAUGGCCAGCAGCCAGUCUACAGGAUAAUGGUCGUUAUAGAAUGAAGAUGUAUAAAUAUGGAUAUGUUAAUGUAAACUUUUCUGACGUAGAGGACUUGUAAUCAGGAGUCAUGAUGUGCCAUCUGCACGGCCAGCCAGUGCAUCCGAGGUCGCCAGGCUAAAUUCUAAACUUCCAUCCGUUAGUAUUCCACUACGCAUCACAAAUGGCUGUAAUAUGAGAAUUUUGGGGUUACUCGUUUGAAUAGGGUCAUGUAGAUUUAAUGAAUCAAGGUAUCUCGUAUUGCAACCAUAGAUCUUAUAUUGAAACUAUUAUUGUGUCUUUCCUAUAUACCUUAUAAGUAUAAUUAUAGCCUUACCCUAUAGAUAAAAAUUCCGUAGCUUCAAACAUUCGCUUCCAAUUGAAUGGUGUUUCUACAUAAGCGCAGUGUCUUGUGACGAACCUUUCUUCCAUUUCUUCAGUUUAAAUUAAGUGUUGACGCGGGCUGACUAUCUGCGGGUGAACAUUGUAGUUUGCUCUGUCGCCGAUAGAUGUCGCGACUCGUCAAGGGAGCGUUUGGGGCAGUGCGCCUAUGUUGUUCAAUAGAACUACAACAGAUGGCAGUAUACGGUAUUACGUAGCUUUUUCCUCAAUGCAGCUCCUACAAAACAGCUGGCAUUCAUACUUUUAUUGUAUGAACAUUUCAAAUUAUAAUAAUUUAUAUACAUUUACACUCAAUCAGUUAACCUCGUUUUGCCUUAUGAAAUUAUACAUAUUUUAAUAUUUGAUUUUUGACAAAUUAAUGUUUAUUGGGCGCUUGCAUUGGGAGAUAGCGGACAUAGCACAAUAAGAAGAAAUAACGCAUCAAAGGAAUCAGAUAUUAUGAUAAACGAUAACUUGUACAAUUAUUUUUAAUUAUACGAAACAUAUUAUGCUGAUUUAUUCAAAUAGCUUAUAAUAUUAAGGUUUUAGUUUUAAAGGAUGAGAAAAAAAUAAAAAACUAUUUAGUUUUGGAGUCAGCCAAGUAUUAUUAAUCAAUUAUUUUGUUGUUUUAAUUUGUGGAUCUUUUCGUACAUAGUGUUAUGUUAUAUUACAUUUUAACAGUAGGUUUGGUAUUCUUUCGUGUUGCCGGUGUAAGCAAUAGCAAGUUAAACCCGAUGAAGGAACUGCUUAAACUGUUGGUGAUCACUUGGCGAUUCAAGACAAUAACUCUGUAAUAUAAUACGCUAAAUAUGUAUAUUAGAUUGUGUGACACAAACACUUGAUUAUUUUUGUGUAUAUUAGAAAUGUAAUGUAAAAUAUGUGUUUCUAACAACAUAGUACAAAAUACCGCUGUUGUUCUAAAAGUAACAAGAGAUCUACUGAUAUGGCAAAUUUGUAUAAUAUUAUGGCUCGUAUUCUGAAUCGAACCCAAAACUUAUGGGUUAAAUUGUCUUGUGGUUGAUAAAACAGAAUAUUAUCAUCAAUAAUAAAAACAGAUUUUGGGUAGGUAUCGUUUCCUAAUACGGGCCUGAAAUUAUAAUAGCUUUCCAUGUUGGUCACCACAGUUGAUUCGUCUUAUAAGCAAGUAGUAUUUCAAGUAGAUGUUUUAUGCGUUCACGUUUUAAGCAAGCACAGUUUAUGUAAGCUAACCGGUAGUUAUUGACUGUAAUAUAAGCCGACAUAUAUUACUAAAAUAUUUUUAAGUAUGUUUACUGCAGUUUACUUUUAUUUAAUUUUAGCGAUUACGAGUCUCGUCCGACGUAUGAUUUCACCUGCAAAUGUUAAGGUUUGACCUGUAGGCAGUGCUCCCGUCACCGCUUCUCUUUAUCUUCGCACGGCGAGAAUUAAUCGUACAAAUGGCGUGUUUUAAGACAAAAUAUCAUUUUCGUGUGUAGUUUGUAUAAAGAUAUACAUAAAUUUCUAAAACAAGCGUAACACUCACUAAUCAAUUCUCGUUCACGUUUUAGAAGUUUAUGUCGUCGACUAUGCGUGUAUUUAUUAUCUAUGUAUUGUUAAAGCGUGAAGGACGCUUCUGCCUUCACUCGGCGCACGCGCCGCCUUACCACUAACUAACGCAAUGCAAUCUAAUUAUUGUUUUCACUAGGCUUUUACUAACACGAAUAUUUGAUGCACGCUUUAAUUUUGUCAUUCAUGUUUAGAUUUAUUUUUAUGGCUUUUUAUUGAUGUAUUUUGAAUGGAUUCUCAUUUUUAUUUGUAUUAUAAAAUUACUUUAUAAUAUAUUGACAUUUUAUUUCGCUUCUCUGUUAGCUAGCUAGUUUUAUCCACGGAUAUCGAAUCAAAUGCACAAUUAUUUAUUUCUCGCACAAUUUGGUUAUUAACGUGUUAAAUGUAUGCUUCGGUGUUUAACUAACAUUGUAUGGUCUUUAUUGUGGAAUUGAUUGGAUAUUGAUAUCUUCUUACGAGUACAAGUCGCAGCUUCAUCGUCCUCACAUAUUAUAUCUAUGUAGACUAUUUGAAGUAUCUAGUAUGUGAAUCGAUUACAAUAUUUGCCAUAUGUAAGUACAUACAAGAAUGCCGGCGAGUCGUGCCUUCAAGACUAGCGCUGUCGUUAGUCGUUCAAUUGCUAGAUUUCGGUUCGUACUAGAACUGCUAAAAAGCUAUGCCAUUGAAUGACCAUUCUUAUUGCGACUUAUAGAAAAAAAAGGUUAUAUUCUAGCUAGUCUGUGUGUUGAUAUCUCGUUUCAAUAUGAUUCACUUAUAGACUAUAAAAUAAUAAAACUAAUGAACUGAAUUCCUAAUUAUAACUACUGCCAGAAGCUUAGCUAGAAGUACUCGUAAAUUCCGUAGUUCCUUCCUAUAGUUCCGUAGGGUUGUGCUUUGACAUAGUCUAGCUGGAAUAUAUCCUGGGCAGAUCAGAUAGAGCCUGUGAGCAGGCAGCAGUCACUGGUCGCGAGUGCAGCUCCGUACUAACUGCCUCGGCCGGCUGCCAGGAGCUACAGUAAAGCUGGUAGUGCUCACGUGCAGCCUCGCCACAAAUACGGAACCCCGCAAUAAUAAAUUUCUAAAAUCUCGAUGUUGAAGUGUAAAAGAGAAUCAAUAUUUUUAAUAUAUUAUAUUUUAAAUUUAUGUACAGAUUGUUAGGUGUUCGUCAGAUUUUACGAAUAUUUGUCGUUUAUUCGAUAGUAAAUGUUAUAUUUCCAUGUCUGUCAUUUAUGUAACUUGUAAUUUCUUCUGUCGUGACGUCUCAUUCUGGACACAUUAGGGUACAGGCACCAUCAGACAUUAUUUUGAAGAUGCUUCUCGAUAUUUUCAACCAAAGUCAAUUAAUAAUUUACUAUUCAUGUUCUUCUUUUUAAUGAAACUGAUGCAAACGUUAAUUCUAUCUUGAUCCUGUACUUUUCCUAAAUAAGACCACCGAAAGUAACGGUGUCAGUCAAUCCAUGAUGAUUCUCAGAAUACUUAUUGUAUAAAUUAAUGUUGUAUGGUGUCAUGUAUCCUAUUGCCUAUUUGUAUUUUAUUAAAUAGAUAUAUCAGAGUCCUGAGCAAUGUUACAAACUGCAUCAGCAGGCCCUGUCGUUUCUCUUCAGGAGUACCAAUAGUGAUAUAAUGCUGUACCGCAUUUUGUAAAAUUUCCAACGUGCAGAUGAUUCUAUAAUCGGUUGCGAUCUAUCGCUGGCAAAUAAUAAUUAUCUACUGCUUUAAGAUGUCUAGUGGGUGUCAGGUGAACUGCCGUACUAGUAUACAGUUCAAUAAAUCCAUUGAUCAAUAUUUUGCUUAAUUGUGUUUCUAGAAAUUAGUUGUUAUUUCUGUAUAAAAGGUUUUCAAUCGACCAAGUCUGAUUUAUUGUUAGAUAUUAGUUGUAAACAGCUUAGCUGCUCGGUUCGCGUAGAUUAGCCGGGUACACACGAAACACGUGGUAGUUUCACAGAAAAAAAUGCAUUGUGCGCGCGCGCCGGCGAAGCGGCAACGUCGCCCGGACCGUGCUUGCACGACUAAUCGCGUGUUCCGUACUUCUGUGGGCCUAUGAUUUUUUACAAAUUCAGCCAGCUUAGUUUCUUAUGCAUUUUAUACGACAUGUAACUUGUUCCGGCCUUGUCCGGGCUGGUAUGUAAAUUAUAUUUAAUUAAGAUUACAGGAUGUUAGAAAGGUUAAAACUAGUUUUCCGCUACAAAGAAAAAUAUAUUUUUAUUAUAUUAAUCAGGAAUAAUAUGUACGUAUUAGAAAUACAGAACUUACUCGCUAAUCUCCCCCAAAAAUUCCAUCCAAUCAUAUCCUUCCAUUGAUUACCAAAAAAGGCAGACUUACGUAGUGUUGAUGAACACAACAUAAAUAACAAAUUAAAAUAUAGUUAUUUGAUUUGUAAUCAACAAUAUGCCUACAUAUUUCUUGUAAAAGUAUGAUAAUAAAUAAAUAACUUGAUGAAAUCAUAAAUAAAUAAUUAAAUCAUAAUAAUUUGAGGAUAAAUCCUAAAAUUCUGAAUCAAAAUACGACGGCUUGUGUCUGACAAAAAACGGCUGAUUAGCGAGAAAAUACUGUAUUUUAUUAGUUUGUGUGAUUAUUGUACAAAUAAUUACUUUUAUAUUCUGUUAAACAUUUAUAUUCAAUUUAUAAAAUAGCAUUAAAAUAUCAUCACAAUCAUGUUAAUAGAGAAUAUUAAGCUAGGUAACUACCUAUCUAGUCACAUUACAGUAUCACCAAAUGUUGAAAAGUUUGGUUUUGGUUGUGGAAUUUAAUUAGACCUGUUUGUUAUUGGCUUCCAAAUUAUUGAACUAUCUCUAUGGUCUCUCCAUUUUUUUAAUUUUACGCAGAUAGGUUAAAAUUUUGUAAUGCUUUUCACCUGACACCAUAAAUUUUGUACGUAAUUACUUAUAAUAAUAAUAUUUUGUUAAAACGCUAUCCCUAUGGGUCCGAUUUUUAUGAUUUAUUGAAUAUGCGCUUACUUAUUAGGUCAUUUACUAAGUAUUUUUUUCAAUCGAAUCAUCACAGUCUUCGAUGUAGAUAAUUAAGGAUUAAUUUCGACAAACUAGUAUCGGCCCAGCCUUCCUUAAAUCGUCUGAUUUCUUUAUACGCGCCAGUUGAUUUUCGGUCUUCCAGUAUUAUAAGCAGUAGACGAAUAAACUACGAAUGUAAUUUUUGGCCUUUACAAUAAAUACAAUAAAUCCAUUUAAAGUUCUAUGGUUACCUAGAAGAGUUAGUAGCACCAUUCUAGUUUAUUGCUAGCAUUACAAGGGUGCUAAUUUUUACUUAAUUGGUGUUAACGUUGACAGCUCAAGGGCGGUUCAUAUUGUAUGUAUACUUGUACUAUCUAAAUUUAUCUUAUUAUGAGAUCACCAUUUCCCUCUUAACACCUAGUUAGAUAGGUUUCGCUCUAUCCACGUAGGCUUACUAUGCCUUCCUUUAUUUAUGCUCGACACUAUUUAUUAUCAUCACUGAAUAUAAUCUAUGGUGCAUAAAAUGUCCUAUGAGAUUAAAGGAUUGUUAGAUAAUAAAUCUAUAUUAUUACUUUUCAUUUUGUAAUUAUGAAUAACUAAUACAUGUUUAGCAUAAUUAUAAUUGUUUGAUACGUGAAGGUAUCUUAGAGAGUACGUUACCUGAAUACACAGGGUGCUAUUGACUCGAGAUGAGGGAGGCGCGCUCUGGUGGCCACUUUGGGCAACUAACCGCAUGCGAGUCGUCGGUGGAUGGACCGUUUGCCCCAAGCGAUGUAGUGGUAGGCCCAGGGUGGAACCAUAAUCUGACAAACAUCACCUUAGUUUAUAAAAGACCCGAGAGUAGCGUUAUAAGUUCAUAAUGUGAAGUUAUUGUCGAAGCUAGUUCUUUAGUUAACCUUUACCUAGAAUUAUAAUAUCUUUAAAGUCUUAUAAUUAACGUCAAUGAUAUUGACUGUAACAAUGAAAAUUGGAAUUCAAUUGCUAGUAAUUUACUGAGAGAGUAUUUCACGUUUAAGUAACGAUCUGUCACAGGUUUCAAUUGUUCAUAGACCUUUUUGGAAUGCAGUACAAACUAGAAUUAGGAUGUAUUUAAGUACAAGGAAGGUUUAGUUAUGCUUUUAAAUGAUGCCAUACAAGAUACAAAGAAAUACUUAACAAAAGGCACGAUUAAACAAGGGAAGUGUAGACGCAUAGCGUAAUGAUUCUAUCUUGACAGUAGGUAAGUACAUGAUUAAAAAUUAACUUUAAAAGAGUGUUUUUCUGAUUAUAGCAAAGAGUAUCAUAAACCGAGCAAUAGGUAAUGGAGAAGAGUUGUUAGGAAGCAAGCGAAAAUAAAAAAGCAUCAUUUUGAUUUGACUUUAAGUGAAUUUUGGCAGAUCGUAAAUGUUAAUUCUGUUGAAACAACUUAGUGAACAUUUGUAUGUACUAGUUUCUGAUUAAUACCAAAACUCUCGAAUAAUUUCAAUUCCAAGGACCAAAUGUACGCGUACAAGAGUGGUAGUGGUACAUAAGUAAGAAAUUGGUACCUUUACAUUCGGGUUAAACUCCGAUGUUAAAUUAAAUCGUGUUUCACUAUCGUUGUGUAUGACAUAUCAAAACAAUUUAACCAUUAAAUCGGCGUGGCGCGGUCUUCAUUUCGCAUGAUACACAGCUUAAAUAUCGAUCGUUCGAUUUUUAUUCUUAAUAGCACCCUGCUCUUUGAGAAAAUUGUACCAUGGUAUAUCUAUGUACACUGAAACUUACCGAAGUUUAAAUUAAAUGUUUGGCUCAAAAGUUAAAUGUUUUAAGGUUUAAUAAAAGGUAUGGUCACUGGUCAGUGUUAGGAACCUACUUGAUUGUUGAACUAUUGGGCACUGAAACUUUUUAGUGUAGGUAUAGAUAGAUACUUAAAUAGAUAUUUAUAUAAUUAUGCAUAUAGGUGUAGGUGAAGUCACAAGGACGCUUUAUGAAAAUUAUGAGACAAUUUUGUAAGUAUAUUAAAUAAAUAUUAAUCUAAAACGAUGUAAGUAGCUAGCUUGAAGAUCA
Messenger RNA from Ostrinia furnacalis (Asian corn borer), 8108 nucleotides. RefSeq names its product neurocalcin homolog (gene Nca). The transcript has 6 exons. Gene Ontology annotation, molecular function: calcium ion binding. The record is from RefSeq and is a predicted model, not a curated record. Bases 230 to 802 code for a protein of 190 amino acids. Lineage: Eukaryota; Metazoa; Arthropoda; Insecta; Lepidoptera; Crambidae.